Messenger RNA from Saccostrea cuccullata (small rock oyster), 852 nucleotides. Its product is annotated as E3 ubiquitin-protein ligase TRIM56-like. Gene Ontology annotation, biological process: protein monoubiquitination. The record is from RefSeq and is a predicted model, not a curated record. The coding region runs from base 1 to 852 and encodes 283 amino acids. NCBI's taxonomy places the organism in Eukaryota, Metazoa, Mollusca, Bivalvia, Ostreida, Ostreidae. Gene Ontology annotation, molecular function: ubiquitin protein ligase activity. The transcript has a single exon.
AUGUGUGCUACAUACCACAGGCGUAUUUCUUUGACGAAGGACCACAAGGUUAUAUCUUUAAAAGAAUUGAAGCUGUCACCUGUAAAAACCAGAAACAAAGAGCAAUGUCCUAAGCAUGCAGGGAGAACAAUAGAGUUUCUCUGUAAGGAUCAUUCUGUACCUUGUUGCACGAUGUGCAUUUGUGUUCAACAUAGAAAAUGUGACAAAAUAGAAACUGUAAAGGGGUCGGCAGAAAGAAUACGAAAGGGCGAGUUUGAUAAUCUUGUUAAAGAAUUGAUAAAACUGGAAGACGAAUUAAAGAGUAUACAAAGAAAACAAGAGGAAAACAUUACACAGAUAGAGAAGGGAACUGAACAGGUAUUUGAGGCUACCGAAUCUUUGAUUUCUAAAGUCCACAAUCGUAUUGAAAGGCUGAAAAAUGAUUAUCUUGACAAUCUAUCAGCUAAAGCUAAAGAGCACAAGGAAAUUCUAAGAAAGAAUGCAGAAGCUAACGGCGACAGAGUAACGUAUCUGAAACAGGUUGAAAAAUCACUUAAAAGCUUUGAAGGAGAGUUGGAUGAUGCUACGUAUGUUUCAGAAUUCUAUAGAAGUUGUCAAAAAUACAAAACAUUGAAAUUACACCACGACAGAAACAGACCCACUCUAUUCAAAUUGACAACUUCUUUUGAUGACAGGAUUAGAGAUUUUGAAAAAAUCAACACAUUUGGUGAUUUUAAAUUUUGGGGAUAUUAUAUUUAUUCUCAGAGAGAUAUUAAUACAGCGAAACCUGCAACGCUUGAAUGUAAGGGUCCUCUAAGAAAUCCACAGACGAAAAUAGAUUACGGAUUUCGUGGAAGUAAAUUUGAUUUAUAA